Molecule: messenger RNA, 12551 nt
Organism: Charadrius vociferus (killdeer)
Lineage: Eukaryota; Metazoa; Chordata; Aves; Charadriiformes; Charadriidae
Product: E3 ubiquitin-protein ligase RNF213-like
Exons: 50
Molecular function (GO): ubiquitin-protein transferase activity; ATP hydrolysis activity; metal ion binding
Source: RefSeq, a predicted model, not a curated record
AGCCGCCGGACGGGGACACCGACGGGGACACGGCCACCGAGCGCCACCACGGGGACCAGUUCUUCCCCAUUCCCGACCUCUCCACCACCUUCUCCGGGGGGGUGGAGGUGGAGAUGGAGGUGGAGAGGUCCACAACCACCAACGUCCCCCAGUUCUCGGUGCUGUUGUGGCCACAACCCAACACUGGAGGGGUCAACGCUCCUGAGGUCCCACCACGAGAUGAGGUCCAGCUCCAGCAGGUCCCGGUGCACGACUGGGGCUCGGUGGAGGAGGAGACUUACCAAAACACCGGCGUCCAGCCCAAGGUGACAUCGGCAACGCAGGAGCAGAAACAUCUCCAGAGUCCGGCCAAGGUCCCGGGUGGCGCGAAGAGGGUGGAGAAGGAGAACCUCCACCACCAUCCGGGGAGCGGUGACCAGGAGUUCGGAGAAGGUCCAGGACCUUCCAGCAGGUUCGUUGGGUGGUGGGAUGUCAUCACCGAAGGGUUUGAGGUUGGAGCUGGAGGGUUGGAGGUCCAAGCAGGUCCCCAAGUGAGGGGGCUAUGUUGCCAGCCCAGCUCCUACAUGUUUGGUGGACGUCACCCGCCAGGGAAAGACAUGAUGACCCUGGAGUUUGUGGCUGUGUUGGCAGAACAUUCUAACCGCAACGAUCGAGCCACCAUCUGCGUUGUCUUCUACAAAGAACCCGGUAUCUGUGAACAAUUCGCCAACAUGGAGAAAAGAGACCGAGUGAUCACGGGCAGCGCCCGGAUCUCCCUUUCUCACCUGCAGGAAGGACCCAUCUUCUACAGUUACGCUCAGGUGAACACCUUCAGUGAAGAGCGAGAGUGUGAGCUGGAGCACAUUCCAUUGGAGGCUUCCGACCUGCCCGACUCCUUCAGGAACAGAAACGCUCUCUUAUUUCGUGUGUUGCACAUACCCCAAAGCGAGAUCAAAGCGGACGGAACGUGGACCUUCUUCGAACACCUUGAGUGUAGUUUCCGCGGCAGCGGCGGAAGGUUUUCCAAACCCUUCAACCUGCAGAAGAAGAUCUCCAGGUGCAAAAUCCAGAUGGACUAUCUGGAACGGGACUUCUUCACUCGCACCACCUCCUGGAAUUCUCUGGAGGAGAUGGAGAAGAAGCUGGAUAGGUACAAGGAGAGCGUCAACGUCAUUCUGGGGGAUGCUGAGACAGGAGAAGGCUUUCAGAUCAACUGCAGUUCAGCCGUGGAAGCGGUAGGAAGCAGUAUCAAAGCCUUCGUAGAGACCAUCAUCAAGCGCCUGAAGAACGAGCAACGGCAACUUCCCAAGCUCCUCUUCGCCUUUCACGCCGCCGUCCGCUACAACGUGGUCCUCACCUCGGACAUCCUGGCCAAGACUGAGAAGCGCCUGAUGGUCAUCGAGUUCUUUGAGGAAAGAUACAAAGAACUGAGAGGAAAAAGCAAAUACUUCCCGGCUCUGAGGGAGAUCUGUCUCCAGACCACCCAUGGCACCUUGUGGAUCUGGUUGCUCCCGCUGCUCUACGCCAUCAAGGAGAUGAAGGAGGACCUCUCUAUCCAACACAAAGCCUUCACGCAGCUGAAGAAGGACGACGAGAACCAAAAGAAAGUCCUGAAGAUGAUUGGCAUUCACAAGACCUUGAUUAAAAGUUGCCUUCCGCUGGCAAAGAAGGUGGUGGAGAUGGUGGCCUUGAAGAACUUCAUCCGGGACCCUUUGCCUCACACUUGGCUUCCGCUCCAGCUCUUCUUGGAGAGUUUGUACAUGCGCUUUGUGGACUCCAGAAGAGACGCGUCCCCAGUGCCUGACGACUAUUUGAACGCAUUAUUGGAAAGAAUCUCCAGAGGGGUGGACUCUUGGAUCGAAGACAUGUCUUCGAAGCCACUGCCGAAGGCCACGAAGGAGGACGAGGUCUUGCAGUGUCUGAACUUGGUCUACAUGUUGCUGAAGCUUUUCUUGGGGGACCUGAUGAAGCAGGUGGCAUUCGGCCCCAUGAUGACAAUGCUGCGGAUAUUCGAGAAGUUUGUCGGCCCAGCGGAUUCGCUGCGAGAGAACAAGGAAUUCCGGCAGUUGGCUUUGGUGGAAAGGUUUCAGGAGUUUUCAAGUUUCACCAAGCCGUGGCUGACGAAAUACUUCCAGAAGGCCCCCACGAAUGAGAAGUCCUUCCUGGAGAACAUUGAGAUGUGGCAGCAGCUGCUUUCGGUGGAGAUCCUCUGCGCCGACUGGACCACGGAGUGGCGGAAAUUGCUCCACAACAUGUUCGAGACGUGGUUGACGCAGAUUCAUGACAAACACUUAAUGGGCUUCUACGAGGCGUUCCUGAUGACGGAGAAGCAGUAUGAGGUGGAGUUGGAGACCUCCUUCACCAAUUGCGUCAUCCAGUGGAUCAGAACGCUGGAUAAAAGCAAGGAAUUGGCGUUGAAGUUCAGACCACCCGUGUUGCUUGAGACGAAGAAACCGGCUGCUGGGAAGGUGCUUUCCGUCCUGGUGGAGAAGAUGUGUUGGGAGGUGAAGAGGUUGGAAAGUCUCACCGCGUUUCACGAGAACACCGGCUCCGUCCUGGCAAACCUCCUCGCCACGCCGGGGCUCUGCGAUCUCAUUGCUGCUGUCCGAGAAUCGGAGCGCAAGUUUCCCGUCCAGCUCAGCGACGGCGCCCAGAACCUCCUUGAGCAGGUGUACGAGCUCUCCAGCUUCUUGGGCCACCGCGUCCUCCAGGGAGACGUUCCCUGCAGUGUCCUCUCCAACAUCUUGAAGGAUAAGGUGACGUUCACGAAGAUGCUGUGCACCUGCGAUCCCUCUUUCUCCACGUGCAUAACGCAAGUGCUGAAGGUCAGGACGCAAGAGUUUGGCCAACUGGAAGAGCAGAAGAGGCAAAGACGUUCUUUCCUCUGCCUGUGCCGCAGCAUUGAGGACGUGGUGAAAGUGAACAGAAACCCUGUGGAUAUGAGCGUCGUUGACAGCGGCAGUUUGAGGGACCAGAUGGCGGUGAGGCUGUUCUCCGUCAACGGCGAGAGCAUGGUGCAACCACACCCCCUCGACAAUUAUAGCCCCAUGAUGCAAAAACUGGCCGUGGUGGAGAAAAGCCAAUGUUUCCGGCGGCUGUGGAAGAUGACGGCCCAGCAGAUCGAGGCCACCGGACCUGAAGGUCAAGUCCUCUCCAUAGAAGAUGUGCGAGAGAAUAUUUAUAAGCCGGCCAUCGCUGCCUUUCAGAAGACCUACCUGUCCCUCAAAGACUUCUCCAUCACCCUCGGGAUGGUGAAGAGCCAGUUUGAGAAGCUGCUGGGAGACAAGGAGAGGCUCCUGGAGGAGUUUAAGAUCAUGGAGAAGAGCGAAGAGCCGAGGGGUGGCACAGCUGCCUGGAUCACGGGGGCGGUGGAGAGGAUUGAGAACUACCUCACCCUCUCCAAGGUGGUCAACACGGCCAAGAUGAUCGAUGCCCUACGACAGAAGCUCGGGCUGGAGGGGGACUUCCAGAUCCUCAGCGACCUGACGAAAUACGAAGAGGAGGAAUUCAAGAACAAGCGCCUGGAUUUCAUGACCAAAGACUUGAUGAAAGUGAAAAAGAGUUUGACUGACAUCCCCCAGGGAGUCUUGGACUUUCUGAGGGAACUUCUGGAAUGCGCGAGCAAAGGUUUCACCUCCUGGAUCAAGACCAUCAUAAAAGACAAGACGGAAAUCCCCGUUUUUGUGGAUUUGGCCUCGAUUUCCGCGGGGGAAAACGAUAUGGAUAUAGACAAGGUGAGGUUCUUCCGCGACGCCAUGGCUGCUUCUGCCCCCAUCGUGUUCGACCUGAGCCCCACGGAUGGUUUCGAGCAGUUCUCGAAGAAUCUGUCUUUCAUCGGAGAAGCCAUCGCCAAGGACCCGAAGCUUCCCAAGAAGCUGAAAGAUUCCUGCAACAACAAAGAGUGGAUCCAGACGGUUCACGACUCCCACGGCUCUGUGGAACGGUCGUCCAUCUCUCAAGCCCGAAGCAUCAACAGAAACGGGAUUUUUGCCAUCUCGGCACCUCCGAAAUUCAAGGCUACGCUGGAGGACUGCAUCUCGUUGCGACUGCGGGAUGAGGACAAGGAGAACGCGGCUUCAGCCGACCAGACGGUCAAGAAAUACAGUUUGUCUCAGCUCACCGAGCUCCAGAACAAGCUGAUGUUGAUCGCCACCAAGGUCGAGCAGGGCAGAGAGGAGGCAAACCGUUUCCUGGAGAUCCUGGAAAAAGUCGUGACGGUGGGAAAGUUGUACCUGGAGCUUCUCAGUGUCGGCAACAUCCUCUUCAUCAACUGGAAGGCGGACAUCUACUGCAACCCUCAGCAACGCGUGACGGUCUACACGGAGUUUGGAAUCACUGGGAUCCUGGUUCAGAGCAUGAGACCCCUCCUGGAGGAGCUGGAGAGCCUCUCGAAAGCCAUGGAGCAUUGUCUGGUAGAGUGGAAGAAGUACCUGGAGAUUCAAAGGGACAACUUCUACCACCUCAACCUCUUCACUGCCCACCAGCUCUUCUAUUUGUGCAGCCAGCUGGCCAGAGUCCAGAAGGGGAUUGUGGAACCGCAGGUGCUGCUCAUGCUUUCCGCCGUCAAGCACGACAUCACGGCCGAGGACAUCACAAAAGCCCUGGGGGAUGCGCUGAUGACCCCUCUGGAUUCGGUGAAUACGGAGGCAGAAGACGAGGGAUCGGUCACCUGGCAAGACUACAUCAUCCGUUUCCCCCAGCUCAUCAAGAGCUUGGCCGAGUCGGGCUACGAUGAGGCGGUGGCAAAGGCCGCCCUGCAGAGCUGCCUGCCCCACGCCCCCAUCACCGAGCAGAUGCUCAUGGACUUCGCCUUCGAGCAAGGCGACGACAAGGAGCUGGUCGAAAAACUCAGCAAAUCCUACGAGGAGGCGAGAGAAACCUUCCUGCAGAAGAGGCGGAAGUUUCAGACCAACACGGGAGACAUCGACCAUGUUUCCUUCAGCACCCUGGCGCAGGACGAGUUGACCGCCUCCUUCGAGAGUUUGCCGUCCAUUUACGACAAGGUCAAUCUGCUCUGGGAUGCCUACUGCAAGAAAUUCCCCGGCCUGGUGUCCGAUAAAUACAUAGGCCUAGAUGUUUUUGGGGAGACGCUCAAGCAUUUGGCCGCUCUGGAGAGCACCCGCGUCGAGAGAAGUUUACCCGUUGGCUUCGAAGCCAGGAAACCGCUUCUCGUCAUGUGUAAGGAAGAGGAAAUGUUACCCAACAUGUUAUCUGUCUACCGACACACUGAGACGGCGCCUCUCCCAUCCUAUGAUGAGGUCCUGGUGUGUACACCCAACACGGAGGAGGAGGAGGUGGAGCUGCUCGUCCGGAGAGCUCUUUCUCCAGGUUCCCAAGACCAGAAGAUCUACUGCUUGUUGGGCGCCGAUAAAUUGGUUUAUAAAGUUUCCAAACAACUCGAGUCUCACUUUUUCCGCCUGGUGCAAUCUUCCCGCAUCCCCGACUACAGAUUCAUCAUCUUCUGCAACGCCAAAGCUCACAACUCCUACGUUAUCACGGCCUUUGAUACCUACAAGGUGACUUUCCCUUGCUACGCCAAGGAAGACAUCCAGACCUACCUGAAGACCCACCUCAAAGUGCCGGGUGGGACGGACCCCGUGGCUCAAGCCUUUGAGGAGCCCUAUCAGCAGAACGUCAAGUUCGUCUUUUCGGAGCGAGCGGGAAUGGGGAAGUCUCUCUUUGUGGACAACACCAUCGAGAAGGUCCGCGCCCAGCUGGGCGGCGCUCUCCCGCUUCACAAAACCAUUCGGCUGAUGGAAUCGGACAUCGAUUUCCAGUUCUUCGUGGAGGAGCUCUUCUCCAUCAAGGAAUCCUGGACCAAAAUGCAACCCACCAUCUUCCACAUCGAUGUCUCUCCGGUGGUAUCGAAGGGUCUCUACCGGCUGCUGAUUGACCUGUGCAUCCUGCGGCACAUCCAGAGCCCCGACGGUUUGGUCUGGAAGUGCAAACCUUCUCAUCUUUACUUGAUUGAGUACCUGGUGAAAGGGAAAGGCCUCAGGAGUACCAGGAAGCAAGAGAUGUCCGUUGAAAUGGAAGAAAAAUUCCUGGAUCUUUUCCCUACCGUGGAAUGCGUCUCGCCGCUGCGGGUCCUCGACUUGUUGGGAAAUCCCAGUUCUCUCCCUCCCACGGAACUGAGGGAGCAAUGGUUUCACCGGGACAAACUCCGCACCGCUGUUUUCCAAAGGUCCUACCAAUACCUCAGCAGAUACAAACGCAAGGAAAACCUUGACCGUUUCGCUUUUGUCUCCGGAAGCGUGGAAGGGACAGAGAGGGAGUGCCUGGAGUGUUUGAUGGAGUUCUGUGAGAGAAGCAACCCCUCCUGGACCGAGCUCAGCAACUUCACCCACUUCUUGAACUUCCAGCUCAAGAGGUGUGAGAACUCGGUUUUCUGCAGUUCGGUGGUGGGAGGGGAGUUCAGCGGCUUCAAAACGUUCGUCGUCAAGUUCAUGAUCGCCAUGUCCAAGGACUUCGCCAUGCCAUCCCUCAACAUGUCCGACGAAAGCGUGCCCAACGAGGAGUUCAAGGAGAUGGACUACGUUCUGCGAGAGUACCAGCUAAGACGCAAGUGGGAACAAGAGGCGCACCCGUAUAUAGUCUUCCACGCUGAUGGUGACUCCAUGGAGUUUUUGGGUUUCCACGUCAACCAGAACUUGGAUGCCAUCGAUGCUUAUUCCCAGGCUGUUUUGGAGCCGGCGGUUAUGAGCCCGAGGUUGUACAGGACCUUGGAUCGCCAAAACGUUCCCUUCAAUAAGAAAUUCGAAACCUUAUCCAGAAAGGACCAGUUGGAGGCCCUCUGCAGAGUCUUCGGGGUGAGCUGCCAAGAGGACCCAGAUGCUUCCUACCAGUUGACUCUGGACAACACCAUGAAGAUGUUGGCCAUUCACCUGCGCUUCCAGUGUGGCAUCCCUGUGAUCAUCAUGGGCGAAACGGGCUGCGGGAAGACGAAACUGGUGCAGUUCAUGUGCAACCUGCAGAACGCGGGCAGGGUGGCUCAGAACAUGAUGGUGGUGCGGGUUCACGGGGGCACCACCUCCAAAACCAUCCAGGAGAAGGUAAGGCAGGCCAUGGAGCUGGCGCGCGCCAACGAAGAAAAGGACGACGUGGACACCGUGCUCUUCUUCGACGAAGCCAACACCUCGGAGGCCAUCUUCGCCAUCAAAGAAGUGCUGUGUGACCGCAGCGUCGCCGGGAAGCGCAUUUCCACCCGCAGCUUAAAAGUGGUGGCCGCUUGCAACCCUUACAAAAGGCACACCAAGGACACCAUUGAGAAACUGGAGAAAGCUGGUUUGGGAUACCGAGUCCGGAGCGAAGACACCCCGGAGAAGUUGGGUUACAUCCCGUUGAGGCAGUUGGUGUAUCGGGUGCAACCCCUCCCCCCCAGUUUAUUACCUCUGGUGUGGGAUUUUGGGGAGUUGAACGAGAAGACGCAAAGCCUCUACAUCCGGGAGAUUGUCAAGUCCACCGUGGAGACCCACAUCCCCGCGGGAAACCUGGAUGUCUUCACCAACGUCAUCUCAGCCUCCCAGAAGUUCCUGAGGGAGAGGAAGGACGAAUGCAGAGUCGCCAGCCUGCGGGACAUAGACCGCAGCAUGAAAAUAGUCCUCUGGUUUUACAACCUACGGGACCUCCUUUUCCCCCACAUGGACGAGAAGAGGCAGAACAAGGAGGAAGAGAAGGCGACCUUAAACGAUGCGCAAAGGGCUUUGGUCCUUUCGGUGGGGGUCUGCUAUUACGUGUCCCUGGAGAGGCGUCACGAGUACCUGGAGGAGGUCGCAAAAUGCUUCUCGGUCCCCGCGUCCCGCCUCCGGCAAGAGAUUGAGUUGUGCCAAGAGGUAUUUCUUGAUAACCUCUCCAUUCCGAAGGCGACGGCCUGCAACAACGCGCUGCGGGAGAACAUCUUCAUGAUGGUCGUCUGCAUGGACCUCCGGGUGCCCCUUUUUCUGGUUGGGAAGCCGGGAAGUUCCAAAUCCCUAUCCAAAACCAUCGCUGUAGACGCCAUGGCAGGCACGAUGUCCAGAGAAGCCUUGUUCAAAAGAUGCAAAGAGGUCCAGCUGGUCUCCUUCCAGUGCAGCCCCCAUUCCAAACCAGAAGGCAUCAUCUCCACUUUCCGCCAAUGCGCUCAGUUCCAGAAGGGCAAGAACCUGGAGGAGUUUGCAUCCGUGGUCCUGCUGGAUGAGAUCGGGCUGGCGGAAGACUCCCCCGAUAUGCCGCUGAAGACGUUGCAUCCUCUGCUGGAAGACGGAUGCGUUGACGACGAAGAGCCGGAGCCUUACAAAAAAGUUGGCUUCGUGGGCAUCUCCAACUGGGCCUUGGACCCUGCCAAAAUGAACAGGGGCCUCCUCGUCUUUCGGACGGAACCAAGCAGGGAAGAGCUGGUGAAGACCGCCAAAGGCAUCUGCACCGGCCAACCCCACCUCGACAGAAUCGAGCACUUGUUCCCCAUUCUGGCCAACUUCUACUGCAACGUGCUGGAAACGCAGCAAACGGAGUUUUUUGGCCUUCGCGACUUCUACAGCUUAAUCAAGAUGAUCGUGUCCUACACGCAGAGCAUGACGCACGUCACUCAAGAGGAGCUCCUCGUAAAAGCCAUCCAGAGAAACUUUGGAGGCUCCAACGAUAUCCGCCCUCUGGAAAUCUUCCGGAAGUGCACCAGCGAGGUUUCUCUCACCUGCGCCACGGAAACCAGCUGCAUCCGCCUGCUGGAGGAGAACAUGGACACGCGGCAAGCGGGAUUCAUGUCUCGUUACCUCCUGUUGCUGACGACCAACAACGCCGCCUUUCAGAUCAUCCAGAUGACGCGGCUCAUCAAUGCCGGCGACUGCGACAUCAUAUUCGGCUCCGGUUUCCCACGGGACCAGGAUUAUUCCCAGGUGUGCCGCUCGGUGAACAGGGUGAAAAUCUGCAUGGAGAUAGGCAGACCCGUCGUCCUCCUCAACAUACAGAACCUUUACGAGAGCCUCUACGACGCCCUCAAUCAAUGCUUCGUCAGCCUGGGGGGUAAUUCCUACGUUGACCUGGGCCUCGGCACUCAUAGGGUGAAGAGCCGCGUGAAGGAGGAGUUCCGGCUGAUUGUUAUAGAGGAGAAGAAUGUGGUCUACACGCAGUUCCCCACCCCUCUGCUGAGCCGUCUGGAGAAGCAUUGCCUGGACAUGAACAGCAUCCUCAACUGGCAGCAGAAGGACCUGAAGCGGGACCUGGAGAUAUGGGCCACGCGCUUCGUCUCCAUCGAGAAACCCGAUUUGUACGGAGUCUGGACCCGCACCUCAAACCAGGGCGCUCCCAAGGAGCACGACGUCUUCAUCGGCUUCAGCGACGACACCUCCGCCGCCAUCGCGCUGGAGAUCUCCCAACACUUCCACUGCGGGGGCUUCGAACCCUACGGAGAAGCCGUCCUCUCCGCUGCCACCAGCAAACUGGUGGAGUGCGCCACUCCUGACUCCGUCUUACGCCUGCAGUACUCCGCUCUGCAGGACGCCAAGCAGAUCCAGGACCUCUAUUUCAUGGAGCAGAAGCACAACAGCCUGGCCAGCCUCUUGCGUGAGACCAUGAAGACAGGGAGCACCACCGGGCUGUGCCUGCAGGUUUCUACCCACUCCAGGCUGCUCAACCAGAAGGACGUGGAAGCGCUGAGGAAGACUCUCGACCUCUCGGAUACCAUCCACUGCCUCUUCCUCAGCCAGUUUGACACCGAACACGCUUUCCGCCAGGACCUCAGGAGUUUCUUCAGGGAGGCGUGGGGACCGCGGCUGCUCCUCGUCCAGUUCCACUUCGAUGAGCCGCAGAGCAGCAAGAGGCUCCUGGCCUGCGCCAAGCGGGUACCGGGUCCCACCAACACCGGCCAGAAGGAAGGUCUUCUCGGGGUGGCCUCCACCCACGAAGCCUCCUCAGAUGCCUUCAGCCUUCGGUACAGCAUCACCGACGAGCGAAGGAAGUCGGCCAACCCCCACCUGGUGCACGUCGUGCUCAUCACGAAAGUCCCGCGGGUCCUGGGAGGCUGCAGCUACCUGGCUUUUGACAGCGGUGAGUGGAAGUCUGUCCACUUGGACGAACUGAUGCCCCUAGAGAACUUCAAGGCCAACCUCGGCCGGCUCUCCAAAAUGACCAUCGCCGAGAUCUUCACGAGCAGCUCCCUGCAGGGUCCCUCGACGGGUUCUCCAGAGGGUUCUGCUGCUCUGGGAAGUCUCACCGAGUUGGGUCUUCACCCAGAGGAAAAUCCGCAGGUCCUCAACAUGGACGCCAUGAUCAAAGGGAGCAUCCAGAAGGCCGUGAUCCAGCUGGAGGACAAGACGGACAACAGCCAGCGCCCAACGGAGAGAAUCAAGAUCCUCCACAACUUGCUGUUCCACGCUGAGAGUGGUGUUUCCAACCACUUCAUGACCACCCUGAAGAAGAGAAUUUGUUGCCUCCUCCACGAACGAGAGAAACAUAUCCCGGAGCCGCGGGAGUGGAUUUUCCUCCGGGCACUCUCCACCGAGUUCAUCCUGGAGGACACGUCGUUCAGGCAGGCGCUCUGGGGGCACCUGGAUGACAUCGUGGCGAACGUCUUCGCCCAAAUUCUCGCCGUGGUGGACGCCAACAACAACCUGGAUCACAUCUCUCAAGGCUCUCCGCUGGCGGAACUCUGGCUCCGGAUGUUCCAAGAAGAAACGUUCCUCAAAAUUAAAUACACCAGGAAGGUGGCAGACGCGAAGAUCCCCGUGUUAUCGAUGACCGAAGACCCCAACACCUCCCUCUUCUGCCAGUUCCCCUUCAGUUGGGUUUUGAAAGCCUACCUGGAUGACGUGUGGGAGGUCUAUCACAUGAAAGAUCAACCCCAGAUGCCGACGAAGGAAGUGGCCAAGUUCUACCAAACCUUCAUCAAGGAUGCCUUGAUGCCGGUCUGCAGCGACAGAGACGUGCUCCGCCGUUACACCAAUGACUUUCUCCGCAUGGCUUUUCCUGGCCAAGAUGUCUCCGUCUACGAGCUUCUCACCAAAGUCUUCCUGGCCAGCGCGGAGCAACUCUGCUCCGCCGUGGGCGGAAAGGAGAUGAAAUUCUCCCCCAUAUGGCUUCACAUGGAAUAUUUCUACCUCCGAGAUGAUUAUCAGCUCUUUGUUGACAUCGCCAAGAGCAACGACGCCGUCGUGGGCGAGCUGCAGGCAAAGUAUGAGAAGAACCCCCCAGAAAUGUUUGUCACUCUCGACGCCUUGAACCUUCUCCUGGAGAAAGUGCAGCCCUCCGAAAACGGACUUUUGCCCUUCGAUGCCUGCGUCGCGUGGCUCAAAAGCGUCAAGUCCAUUAAGCCCUGGGUGGAGUGGAUCAGUGUGGACAACUACCAGCUGCAGUUCUACCAGAAGAAGAAGCAGCUCCUGGAGAGCGUCUUACAUCGCUGGACCUGCACCAACAUUGUCUACAUGUUGAUUGACCACCUGCUGCACAACGAGACCCAAAUAGAAGAGAAACUCCUGAAGCUUGUGGUGAAGCAGUUCAUCUUCCUCUGGAACCGCCUCUAUGCGACGCCGGGAUUUGAGCCGGAGAAGACCUUUGAUUUGGUGACCAAAGUGCUGAAGAAAUGCAACGAGAAUGCUGACGUCGUGUACCUGGUGAAAGGUGUGAAGGAGUGCAAGAGCUGCCUCCGGGAGAUCACCGACCCGGCCGAGCUGCCCUGCAGCCACAUCUUCUGCACACGCUGCAUCCUGGAGUGGACGAACAAGCAGUGUAAGAUCUGCAAGGAGGAAUUCCCGGAGGAUUACACGCCCACCGCUUCGGAAGCCACCAGGGAAGCCGUCGCCUGUCACAACAAAUUCAGGAGGAAAUGCAACUCCUUCUUCGUUGAGUUCCUCACCUUGUACUUUUUGGGAGACAGAGAGCCCCCGUCCGCCGAAAUCAUCCAGCGGCUGAUCCAGUUUGUGGCCUGCAAACCCAACCCUGAGCAUCAGACAGGGAAAAGAGUGUACAAGCCGAAAAGCGAGUUGUCGCCCUUCGAAGAGUGCAUGGACACCAGUCCCACCGUCCAGUCCUCCCUCCUGAAGCUGCUGCUGCGAUGCGGGUUCAACAACGUCAAGGUUCACCUGGAGGAAUACCUGUCCCAGAUGGAGGAGAAGAUCAUGUCCAACCAAAGCAACAUGGACCAUUUCUACUUCAUGGUGGUGCACUGUCUGGAGGAUUUUAUGUAUCCUUCGGCUGAAGAAGACAUCAGCCAACUGGCGGAAAACUGCCUCUCCACUGCCGACCUUUCCGCCUUCGACAAGCCCGAGGUCUCACGAAUCAACACCCUCCAGUUCAUCGCCCAACUCCGGCUCUCCAUCAGCCACGUGGCCACCGUCUUGGGCAGACAAACGCUUGCCGAUCCCAACGCGCAAGCUGCUGAGGGGACGGAGAAAGCGGAAGACCUGGUGAACGCGAUGAAGCAGCUGGUGGCGAAGGUGUCGACACCGUGGCCGCAGUUGUUCCUCAUCAGGAACCUCUGUGACAUCUACGGGCUCACCUCGAUGCACAAGAUCCUCCAGGUGGAGAAGUGGAUUUUGCCCCAGGGGGUAGAAAUGUCGCAGAUUGACUCUCUUCCAGUUGAGGAGCACAACAGGCCCUCGUAG